AUGGCAAAUCUUGAAAAUUUAAAAGAUGAAGAUAUAAAAAGUGGAACAGAAAGAAUUAUACUUAAACUAAAAAAUGAAAAAAUAAAUGAAAAUAUAUUAAAAAAAACAAUAAAAGAAUAUGAAGAAACAUUAGAUGUUACAUCUGUAUUAACAAAAAAAUUAAAUUAUAAAAUUAUGAUCCCAUUUUCUAAAAUAGCAUUUUUUGAAGGUCAAGUUAAAUAUACAAACAACAUUUAUCAAGAUAUAGGAUGUAAUACAUUUUGUGAAAGAACAUCAAAACAAGCACAUAAUUAUUUAAAAAAAAAAUUAGAUUUUUAUAAAGAAAAAUAUAAAAUAGUUUCAAAUUCUAUCAAUAAAUUAACAAAAGAACUUGAAUUAUCUCUUGAACUAACACAUGCAAUCAAAUUAGAAGAUCAAGAGAAUAAAAAUAAUUCUUUUAUAAGACCAGAUGGUUUUUUAGAAAUACGAGAAGAAUAUAAUGAAAGUGAUGAAUCUGAUCAAAAUUAUUCACAAAAUUUAAAAAAUGAAACUAACAAUUCUCCAAAAACAUUAAUUAAUAAUAAAAAUAAAUUAAAUAUAGAUCAAAUUAAAAAUAUAAAUUGUGAUUUAAAAUGUUAUGACCAUGACCAAAUAAAAAGAGAAGAUAUAAAAAUUAAUCCACAAAAUUGUGAAAACAAAAAUACACAAAAUCAAAAAGAAACAAAUCAAGAUGUUAAUACACUUAUAAAUCAAACAACUCCAAAAAGUUUGAAUGUAAAUAAACAAGGGCUUCUAAACAUAUCCGAGAGAUACAUUAGUAGUAGUGAAAGUAGUGAAGCGGAAUAG
Messenger RNA from Plasmodium yoelii, 825 nucleotides. RefSeq lists its product as uncharacterized. The transcript has a single exon. Gene Ontology annotation, biological process: negative regulation of phosphatase activity; negative regulation of transcription by RNA polymerase II. The record is from RefSeq and is a predicted model, not a curated record. Lineage: Eukaryota; Apicomplexa; Aconoidasida; Haemosporida; Plasmodiidae. The coding region runs from base 1 to 825 and encodes 274 amino acids. Gene Ontology annotation, molecular function: transcription corepressor activity; phosphatase inhibitor activity; chromatin binding.